AUGCCAUCUUCAUCCAAAGCGCUCGAGGAGAGCAUUUCACAGCAGCUUGACGACUACAUAUCCGAUUUUAACAAAGGAGACUUCGACAAGGCCGCAACAAACUACCUCGAGCCUGCAGUGACCCUGUCCGCUAGUUCGGUGUCAAUUCUCUCUAACCGUCAAGAUCUGGCAGAUAUGCUCUCCAGCGCCGUUACACGGCUUCGUAAGGACGGCUUUGAUCACUCCGAAUAUGUCGGUCCCAAAAAGAUUAUCAUCCUGGAUGACAAGGGUCUUGCCCUGGCUAGCUGUGCAACCAAGCGACUACGAAAGGACGGCACCUCAUGCGAGGAGUUCACUGCGACCUACACUCUUCGAAGGACGGAUGAAUCUGGGUGGUUGAUUGCGGCGAUUCAUUCACACCCAAUAGAUAGUCAAUUGAAAUAG
Molecule: messenger RNA, 423 nt
Organism: Eremomyces bilateralis CBS 781.70
Lineage: Eukaryota; Fungi; Ascomycota; Dothideomycetes; Eremomycetales; Eremomycetaceae
Exons: 1
Coding region: 1-423 (140 amino acids)
Source: RefSeq, a predicted model, not a curated record